This is a messenger RNA of Acytostelium subglobosum LB1, 2463 nucleotides long. RefSeq lists its product as hypothetical. Bases 1 to 2463 code for a protein of 820 amino acids. The record is from RefSeq and is a predicted model, not a curated record. The transcript has a single exon. NCBI's taxonomy places the organism in Eukaryota, Evosea, Eumycetozoa, Acytosteliales, Acytosteliaceae. Gene Ontology annotation, molecular function: DNA binding.
AUGGUUGAUGACCAUGAUGACGACAAUGAUGAUGAUGACGAUGAGAUAAAUGUACAUCAUAUGCUCAAUAUGUUGUCCAAACCAAAGAAUGACGCAUCACCAAAGUCCAUCAACAACACAUCUUCCAACAACAACUCCAUGUCCAUGUCUUUCUUCACCUCACCCAACCCCAACUCAAACUCAAACUCAAACUCAAACAACAACUCAAACUCAAAGAAUAGUAUUGCCAACUUAUUAUCAACAACAUAUUCACAUCCUGAUGAUGCCGCCGAGGCUCCAACAAUGUCUCCAAGUGAUGAUGAGAACAACGAAGAGAUGAGUGAUGAUGAGUUCCAGAGUCCAAGCGCACCAGGUCAUGCACUGACCUCGCUGAUCCUCAACUCGCCCACGGGCGGCAAGCCAAUGCCCUUUAACAAGUUCAACCUCAACACGAUUGGCAUGCUCAAGUCCAGCUCGUGCAGCAACAUCGCACCCAAGUCGUGCGCCUAUCUCAAGUGCUGCAUCUGCGCCUAUGGCCCACCCCCAUCAUUCUUCUCAUCCGCGCCUACCUGGGCCGACAUCUGCUACAUCGCGCUCUACUGUCUCACGCUGUCCAAGCCCGAGAUCAAGUACUUCCACAUCAAGAAGGACAUCUGUACAUUCAUCGACGCGCAUUAUGAGACCAUGUGCAUGCGCAAGCGCACGUCCAUCUGGCGCCAGACCGUCAACAUGACAUUGUCGCACCCACAGUACUUUGAGAUGUUCCAGCAGGAGAGCGCACUUGAGAAUGGUCGCAAGGGAUACUAUGGUCUCAAGCAGAUGCAUGACCCAUACGAGCACACUGCACUCAACAAGAGGAGUCGCAGAAAGAGACGUCACGAGCAGAAGCAGAUCCAGGAAGAGCUCAAGAAGUCUUCGAGUUUCCAGGUGUCGCCAACACACAUUGGCGGUGGCGGUGGUUCACCCGCCAGCCAGAUUGCCAAGUCCAUCACUUCCGCGCCAUCAUUCCCCCACACAUCACAGUCGCCUCAGUUGCUCCAAUCACAGUUCAAGUACUCGCACAACUUUAUGGACGGCAGCGAGAUGAUGUAUGGCGGCUGCCAAGGUGCCAGUCACAGCACUGGCGACCUGCUCCAGUAUAGACGUACCAGUCUCACCCAGACCGUGCCAUCUCAAGCACCAUCUCCUCAACAAAUGGUGUUGCCAAUGCUUCAGUCACCCAAGCCUGGAAUGGUCCCAUCGUCAUCGUCGUCAGGUCAGAGUCACGCUCGUCCAAUGCUCGCGGACAUACUCAACUCCGAGGAUGAGUUGCCAUCGUCGGCAAUCAGCAGUGCCGCGAGCAGCAGACGUACUAGCAGUGCUUCCACACUCUCAUCAUCUUUUAGCCGUGGCAACGGAUUUGAUUGCAAGUCACCCACGCCCGUCGUGCCAUCAAUGCCCGCCACACCACAGCAGUACAACAAGUACAUGUCGAUCAAGAACUACUCCACCACCAACACCAACGCCAACUCCAACUCCAACGCAAUUCAAUCACCAACAUUAUUGGAUAACGAUAUCCAACUGCAACAACAACAAUCACACCCCAACUCUAGCAAUUUGAGCGCGACCAACACUCCAUCUCCAUCGACCAUCAGGAAACAACAGUUCAACUCACGCACUAUAUUGCCAAAGUUGGAUGACGAGGAUGAGGACAUGAUGGAGAACGAGGGCGAGGUGCCAAGAAUGAGCACCAACUCCAACUCCAAGUCACCCAUGACCAAGUUGGUUCUCGAGAAGAAUGUCCUGUCGCCUGUGAACCUGUCCACCUCGUGCGCCCCUCGAUCCGCCAGCUCGUCCCCUGCCGACUCGCCCGCCGACCUGACCCCGCAGACUUACCCACAGUCCUCGACCUCGGGCAUCAUGGCGCUGGCCACGUUGCCAAUGGUCGCCGACGAAGACUAUUCGGACGACGACGACGAUGAUGAGGACUCGCCAAAGAAGCGCAUGAGGAAGACCACACGCCCAGAGGAGAAGCUCAUGCUCGAGAGGUACUACCAACUUCACUAUGGACGCACGGCCAAGCACUGCAAGGAGGAGUUGGCCAUACUCUCGAGCACGCUCGGAUGGAAAGUCAACAGAAUCCAGCGCUGGCUGGACAACCGUCGCACCAAGGACAAGUUGAAGAAUCUGCGCGCAUCCCAAGAGCGCGGAUGUGUCUUUGGCGUCGUGGCACCAUUCCCCUCCAACACCACGCUCACACCAUCAUCAUCAUCAUCACAGAUACCAGUUGUACCAAACAAAGACCGAACAUCACCCAUUCACUUCCAGCUGCUCCAUCAUCAGCAGCCACAAUCCAACGUAAUAACGCAACAACAAACUUCAUCUUUCAUCAAUUGUGCCUCUGCCUCUGGAAACUCCAAGAAUCCAUUCCACACCAGCAAUGGUAGCAGGCCACUUUUGCAACAUUCAUUAUCGAGCAGCAGUAUCAAUAGUCUACUGAACUGA